Messenger RNA from Mya arenaria, 1190 nucleotides. RefSeq names its product collagen alpha-1(XIV) chain-like. The coding region runs from base 27 to 998 and encodes 323 amino acids. The transcript is spliced from 6 exons. The record is from RefSeq and is a predicted model, not a curated record. NCBI's taxonomy places the organism in Eukaryota, Metazoa, Mollusca, Bivalvia, Myida, Myidae.
AUUGUUUCUCGUGCCCAACCCCAGUGAUGAGUCCGGAUGAUUGCAACACGACUUUGACAUGCGCAUUGGGAGAGGUCUGCAUGACUAAACAACUGAAGGCGAGUGACGGACAUAGCGAGUACAUCAUGACGUGUGAGCACAGAUCGAUUUGCGAUGGGUCCAACUUCGGGUUCGGCCCACAAGCCCUUCUUGGAAAGCGACAAGCAAUGUUUGACGAGGAAACAGAAAACGGCUUGGAAAUUCAUGCCAGACAAGACCGGAGCGUCUCAAUCGACUGUUGUUACACAGAUCUCUGUAAUAUGCCCAUUUCCAUGACGACCACAACUACAACGACGACGGAGAACCCAACUCUAGCACCAACCCCAAGAACAACCAAGAGGCCUGCUCCGAUAUCAAUACAUUCUACAAUGGGGCACAUUCCAACCACUUCAAUAUAUUCAAACUGUAACCGAGACGUUGCUUUUCUGGUGGAUUCUUCUGGAAGCGUUGGAUCUGCAAAUUUCAAUACAGCCUUAGGAUUUAUAAAAGGCGUCGUUGCGGGCUUGCCUAUUGGACCAAUGGGCACGUUAACAUCAUUGAUGACCUUCAGUACGACCCCAAAUAUAAACUGGUACUUCAACCAGCUGACAUCAAAACAGGAAACUACAAAUGCUCUGGCAAGCGUGUCCUAUCAUUCCGGUGGUACACGCACUGAUCUCGCUUUACAUAGUGCCAGUACACAACUAUUUACUCCCGAACACGGCGACAGAACGCAUGCAAAUAACGUCGUCAUUGUUUUGACAGAUGGAAAGUCCAAUAUGCCAAGCGAAACGGUAAAACAGGCCAAUGCUCUACACAUAAUUAGUCAUGAUGUCAUCACCGUCUUUGUUGGUACAGGACCUGAUAUGCACGAGUUGCAGACGAUCGCUACAGACCAACACCACGUUUUCACUGUGCACGAUUUCCAUCUCCUUUCGUCGUUACAAUAUCAGAUUCAUCAGCUGAUUUGCAGUGGUUGAUGAUCAACAUUGCUUCAAAUUGUAAAACAAUAAACUUAAUAUUCCUCAAUGUUGAAAGACUUGUUAUCAAACAAAAUAUCACUCUAUGAUAUCAAGGUCGAAUGUUUUUAGGCAUAUCUUGCUUCUAUUUCAUUGGCAUUUACGUCAAUUUGAGUAGCUUGCUGGUAUCAAGGAAAAAUUUGGUGCAUCAGA